Molecule: messenger RNA, 4998 nt
Organism: Sebastes umbrosus (honeycomb rockfish)
Lineage: Eukaryota; Metazoa; Chordata; Actinopteri; Perciformes; Sebastidae
Gene: rilpl1
Product: Rab interacting lysosomal protein-like 1
Exons: 9
Coding region: 297-1721 (474 amino acids)
Biological process (GO): cilium assembly
Cellular component (GO): ciliary basal body; cytoplasm
Molecular function (GO): protein dimerization activity
Source: RefSeq, a predicted model, not a curated record
GUUGUAUUGACAGUAGUGUCCAGGAGCAGACUGAAGGGACAUCAGCAGCUCAGCAGGACAGACGAUAUUUAUCACAAACAAAUCACACUACCACCGGGACUACAGCCGUUAACGAUGGAUAAACGAUAGUUAACGGUGUUUAAUGAUGUUUUACGGUGUAUCUGUGUAUAGUUUUUAAGGGUAAAGCGGUAGAGUUUAGCUCACUUUAGCAGAAUUGUUUCUUCCAGCGGGAGGAAGUUUAAGAGGAAACCCGGAGAGAGCCGAACUCGGCCGAACUCUCCCGAACUCCCCCGAACAUGGAGGAGUCCGGCUCGGCCCUGGAGAAGAACGUCGCUGACCUCACGGUGAUGGAUGUGUACGACAUCGCCGCGGUGGUCGGCCAGGAGUUCGAGCGGAUCAUCGACCAGUACGGCUGCGAGGCUCUGUCCAGGCUCAUGCCCAAAGUGGUGCGGGUCCUGGAGAUCCUGGAGGUGAUGGUGAGCCGCAACAGCAUCGGCCCGGAGACCGAGGAGCUGCGGCUGGAGCUGGACAAGCUGCGGCUGGAGAGGAUGGAGAGGAUGGAGAAGGACAAGAAGCACAGAAAGGAGCUGGAGCUGGUAGAGGACGUCUGGAGAGGAGAAGCUCAGGACCUGCUCACCCAGAUCGCUCAGCUGCAGGAGGAGAACAAGAGUCUCCUCACCAACAUGUCCAUCAAAGACCCCAUGAGUGAGGAGGACCUGCAGAGACACGAGGGUAUGACGGAGCGAGAGAGGCAGGUGAUGAAGAAGCUUAAAGAAGUGGUGGACAAGCAGAGAGACGAGAUUCGAGCCAAGGAUCGUGAUAUCACACUGAAAAACGAGGACAUAGAAGCACUCCAGCAGCAGCAGUCUCGCCUCAUGAAAAUCAACCACGACCUGCGGCAUAAGAUCUCCGUUGUGGAGGCUCAAGGGAAAGCACUGAUAGAACAGAAGGUGGAACUGGAGGCCGGGGCUCAGGCGCGGGGGCAGGAAGUCGGUGCCCUUCGGCAGGAAGUUGUACGCUUAAGGGAACGACUUCAGGGAGACCUGCCAGCCCAGAACCCUGAGGAACCCCCAGCUCAGCCCCCGUCACCUGCAGAGCGUGGUAAAGCUGCUACGGUGGUGGUGGUGGGUGCUGAGGGCUGGUCAGACAGACCUGACCCCUCUGAGCUGAUGUUGGGGGGGAUUGACCCCUCACCGCGCCCCUCGCCCGGUUCCCUCAGCCCAGAGGGACACGAGGAUGAGGAUGAGGAGGCUGAGGAGGAGGCGGUGUUGCUUUGGGAGGCGAUGUGCGAUGACGACAUGCCUGCUGUGUUCCAAUAUUUUACAAAGGAGGCGCUGUGCGAGGACGAGACGGGAGGCCUGGACCCGAAGGACCCCAACCGGCCGCGGUUCACCCUGCAGGAGCUGAGGGACGUCCUCCACGAGAGGAACGAGCUCAAGGCCAAAGUCUUCAUGCUGCAGGAGGAGCUGGCCUACUACAAAAGUGAUGAGACAGACGAUGACCUCGUCACUCCUUCUCCGUCUCCUUCACCUGAACUGAGGACUCGCUCCCGUUCUUCUGCCCAGCCAGAGUCAGGAAUCAAACGCCUGUUUAGUUUCUUCUCCCGUGACAAGCAGCGGAACUUGCAGCGGAGCGGCCAGUUCGACGCCGGCCUCGGCUCGUGGACGGGAAAGGACGAGGUGUACACGGAACAAGCCCAGGAGGCGUUACAGCACAUGUAGAGUACGCCGGACUGGACGAACUCCAGAACUCUUUAACACUCCCAUGUCCAUCACUCGAGGCCGGCUUGUGAAGCGUUCAAUUUGCACACCAAAACUCACCACUAGUGACUCGCUGCGACUGAAAGUAUCACAGGCUCUUGAGGUGAGACAGAAAGAAGAAAACUCAAGAUUAGAUAGUUUAUUUAAACAUCUGAGAAUACAGUAUAUAUAUAUGUAUAUCUCAGAGAGUGAUGGCACAUACAGACUUUAAAAAUGCUAGAGAUCAUGUUGGAGGAGAAGGUAAACUCAAGUUGAAGGAUGGAAAGUGGAAAGUUGGAUAAUGAAACGUUCAGUGGGUGAAAAUGACGACACAAAUUUCUCCUCCUGGUUCACGUGAGCAGCUCGCAGGUCAUCACCAGCACUUUCAGCAGAUUCACACGACGCAGCUCUAAAAACUCUUUGAGGCUUUGUGUAAAAAAUGUUGCAUAGAAUCACAAUUUAAAAGAUGUGUACAGAAAAAUAUAUAUAUGAUGCUUUUUAUUUAUAAUAUACAUCAAGAAACAUGCAGUAUGGAAGACCAUUUCUGCCAAGAAAAGAAAAAAAAAAAUUACUAACUUAAUUUUGUUGCAAUUUUGAUUUAACAAAACUGAGUUACUAACUUAAAAUUAUGAAAUAAUAUUGACUCAGUAUGUCAUUAUAGUUAAUAACAAUUUCAAUACGCAUCGUAAUAUGGACUUAAUAGCUCAUAAUUUUGACUUAAUAGCUCACAAUUUUGAUUUACUAGCUCAUAAUUUUUACUUAAUAGCUCAUCAUUUUGACUUAAUAGCUCGUAAUUUUGACUCAAAAGCUCAUAAUAUCGACUUAUUAUCUCAUCAUUUAUACUUAUUAGCUAAUCAUUUUGACUUACAGCUAGGGUGAGUAAAUAAAUAAAAAUGCUCUGAAAACAUAAUGUGGUGUCUUGCUGCUGCAGGACUGUAAUAAUCCCGUCUGAUCAUUUCAUUCAGACAGGCUACCUACCUACAGUACCUACCUGUCUUCCUGCGUGAAUUCAGCCCGUGCACUCUUGGCGCGUCACCGGACUCUUCCAGAAGCAGCUAGCUUGACAGCUGUGAGUACUAACAAUAGUCAUGAUCGUUAUUUACUAAUAUUGAGGGAGUGUCUUUGGAGGGAGGCUGAAGGGACGGACUGUCAGCGACCUUCUCUCUAGAUUUAGGGACAUAAUUUGACUUAAUAUGUCAUAAUUAAGUCAAAACUGUGAUGACUUCCUGAGUCAAAUUAUGAGACUAUGUUGUAAUUUAGAUUUUUGAUAAUAAUAAUAAUAGUAACUCAUAAUAGUUCUGACUUAGUAACUGUAAUUACUACUUGAGAUGCAGUGUGAAUUACUACUAAUAUCCAAUAACCGUGCCAAAGCUGUGACAUCAUGCGUAUAUUCAAACCUACAGUUACAUGAUAACAGCAAUUCCAGUUUCACCAGCUGAACCAAAGCAGGCUUUAAUACACAAACGUCCUCUUUGGUGAUUUAACAAACAGAUGCAGUAUAUUUAAAAACAAAACUCAACAGUUUGUAAUCUAUAAUCUGUGCAGGACAGAUUAUAACUAGAUUUUACAAAAGCAGCGCUGUCAGUAUUAAACUCCAGAAACAAGCUUUACCUCUUAACUUAUUUUUAAUAUAACUGAGGAGAAACAAUUUUAAUUUUCCUGUCUGUAUUUAAAUACUCUCCAGAGCACCAAAUACCGACUAGAAAGGUGUGUACACGUUGACUUGUGUUUUUAUGCAUCAUUUAUACAAGGCCUCAAAUAUACAAACAUGGUUUCAAAGCUACGCUUUCAAAAUAAAGCAGAAGAAAAUCAUGUAAAAUAAUGAAGUUACAUUUAAAUAUUCCUCAGAUUGUGUUCAGGAGACGGCUGAGAAGCUAGAAAUGAAGUUAGAAAGGUUUACAUUUUCUUUUUUUUAACUCUUGUGCCUCACAAGGGACAUUUUUGGCUUUUUUAUUUUUUAAUUUUCAAUAAUUUUGUCUGUGUUAUUAUGGCAUUAUUAAAUUAAAUUAAAUUGUUUUAAUUUAGUAAGCCUCAAUAAAAAUCCCCCCCUAUUACUUAGUACACAGAAAAUAAUUAAAUUUUUGUGUUUUAUUUUUUUAUAAAAGACAAUUUUGUAAACAAACUGGCAUUUAAAUGGUUAAAUCUCUGAAAAAUUAUUGAAUAUUUGGUUAAAAUAAUAUAUAUUAUUUUUACAGGUGAUAUUUUUUGUCUUCUAUGAUAACGGGUGGGAGUUUUCUUUUUAUCUGACACUGCACAAAACAAUAAAAAUGCAUCAAAACAAAUGCCCCCCAGCAUUUAGUACACAGAAAAUAAUUUAAUUUUUGUGUUUUCAUGGAAAUACAACAGUUGCAUUAUGUAAACAAACUGGUAUUUAAAGGGGUACAAAUUCGGAAAAUUAAUGAAUAUUUGGUAGUUAUGAUCAGGACUGAUUUAACUCAAUGAAAGUAGAAAAUAAUAUUCAUUUAUAGUAUUUUUUAUAGCAGUUUUAGGAUGGAGACAUUGUUGUCCUCUAAUGUAACAAAUGGGAGUUUUAUUUAUUUAUUUUUGUUAAAUCUGACACAGCACAAGACUUUUAGUAUGCAGGAAAUAAUUUUAUUUUUGUGUUUUUUCCUUAAAAAAACAACAGUUAUGUAAACAAACUGGCAUUUAAAGAAUUAAAAUUCUGAAAAUGAAUCAUGGUUAACAGAUUUAACUAAAUAAUAAUAAUUUGAUUGCAGUUUUUGACACAGAGCAACUUUUUUAAAAUUGAGGCACAAGGGUUAAAAAUGCUAUUCGCUGGUUGCUGCUUCUGCUUUUCCAGCUUGCCUUCAUUUUUAACACUGACUGAUGUCUUCACCCUGAGAGGAGACUGAACAGCUGUGGUUGUGAGCCGGUGUGUGUUUUAAUAGUAGAGGCACUUCUUUAUCUUUAUUUAAACUCCCAAAGGCGAGGUGGAAUAAAUGAAUGUAAAAUGACAGGAACACUACGAUGAGCUUUUUCCAUAUUCACAGGUAAAAUAAAAUAAUGAAGAGACAGAAUCACAGUCUAGAUUAUAUCUGGAAGUCAAAGGGAUGCGGACAGUUUAGACAUUAAAAGGGAAAUCUGGUCAAAACAAGACGACGCGUCCAAACACUCAGUAUUUAAGUCAGUGUUGAUCACCGUCUCUCGUGUGUUUACCUGAUUUAAAACAAGAUAUUUAAAAGCUAUAAUGAACGGAUCAGUGCUUUAUUAAAUGAGCUGGCUUUUAUUCAAACCUCAUUAAUAAAUAUUCUGUCAUGUU